UCACCUGACUGUUGUGGAUGAAAAAUAAAAUGCUUAAUAAUAAUUGUGUACACGUGACUAUCAUCUAAGUCUUCCGGAAGACAAACCAAGAUGGCGACGAGAAAACAGCGUGCACCUGUACAAUAUGUUCAACUUGACGGUUUGGUUGUAUUAAAAUUAAUCAAACAUUGUCAAGAGGAAGGUGCAGGAGGAACUGAUUUGGUGCAGGGUGUUUUAUUAGGACUGGUAGUAGACAAUCGAUUAGAAAUUACUAAUUGUUUUCCUUUUCCACGUCACAGUGAAGAUCAAGAAGACUUCAAUGAAGUUCAAUAUCAGAUGGAAAUGAUGCGUAAUUUGCGUCAUGUCAACAUAGAUCAUUUACAUGUUGGCUGGUAUCAGAGCACUUACUUUGGCACAUUUAUCAAUAGACCAUUGAUUGAUUCUCAGUAUAAUUACCAGGAUUCUAUAGAAGAAUCAGUUGUUCUCAUUUACGACCCCCUGAAGACAACACAAGGGUUUUUAUCUGUAAAGGCAUAUCGUCUUACACCAGCUAUGAUGAAAUUCCACAGUGAAAAUGAUUUCACUACAGAAAACAUUACCAAACACGGAAUGACAUUUGAUAAAAUGUUUGAAGAAAUACCAGUGGUUACUAAAAAUUCUCAUCUUGUUAAUUCUCUCCUCUGUAAUUUAGAGGAAAAAGAUAAAGAAGCUGAUAAAUUUAAUUUUCUAGAUUUAGCUACAAGUUCCAUGUUACAGAAAAACUUGAGACAGUUAAUGGAAUGUGUUGAUGCUACUACAAUGGAUAUAAACAAAUAUUUAAAUUGUCAGAGACAGAUCAUGAGACAACAACAGGCUAAACAACAACAUUUACAAAAAAGACAACAGGAUAAUGCUAUGAGAGCCCAGCGUGGUGAACCUCCACUUCCUGAUGAAGAUCUAAACAAACUAUUUAAACCAUUACAAUCACCACCUAGACUUGACUGUCUUUUAUAUUCGGGUCAAAUUGAUAAUUAUUGUCAACAAAUAUCCAGUUUUUCUACACAGAGUCUUGGUAAAUUAUUUAUGGCCGAGAGCUUGCAAAAUGAUGGACAAUCAAAUUAACUUUAGUGGGAAAUAAUGAAAAAUUGUAUUUUACAUGUGAAUAAAUAUAGUAUCCUAAACAUACAAAAAGAAAA
Messenger RNA from Patella vulgata (common limpet), 1154 nucleotides. Its product is annotated as eukaryotic translation initiation factor 3 subunit H-A. Bases 91 to 1080 code for a protein of 329 amino acids. Lineage: Eukaryota; Metazoa; Mollusca; Gastropoda; Patellidae. The transcript has 6 exons. Gene Ontology annotation, molecular function: translation initiation factor activity; metallopeptidase activity; protein binding. The record is from RefSeq and is a predicted model, not a curated record. Gene Ontology annotation, cellular component: eukaryotic 43S preinitiation complex; cytoplasm; eukaryotic translation initiation factor 3 complex.